This is a messenger RNA of Aspergillus nidulans FGSC A4, 456 nucleotides long. Its product is annotated as EamA family transporter. Bases 1 to 456 code for a protein of 151 amino acids. Lineage: Eukaryota; Fungi; Ascomycota; Eurotiomycetes; Eurotiales; Aspergillaceae. The record is from RefSeq and is a predicted model, not a curated record. Gene Ontology annotation, cellular component: membrane; endoplasmic reticulum membrane. The transcript has 3 exons.
AUGUCCCAGUCAACGCCACGGCCCCAAUCCCAACAGCGGCCGGAACCGCGCUGGAUCCUCCUCGCCAUCGCGUCAGGCGCAUUCGCCGCCUUGAAUGGCCUCUUUGCGAAACUCACAACAGAUGAACAAACGACCACCUUUGCGAAUGCAAUGUUGUCUCUCUUCGGCGCUCCCGGCGACGCUGAAGGCCAUCCCGUUUUCAUGUUUGUUGUGAGGGGGAUAUGUCUCGGCCUAAAUGUCCUCUGCAACGUGAUUAUGUGGGCAUUUUUCACGCGUGCAUUGACAGCCGCGCCGUCCACGACAAAGGUGUCUAUCACCAACACGUCGGCAAAUUUCCUCAUAACGGCCUUGCUCGGUAUGAUUGUCUUUCGGGAGAAGGUUGGUGGACUAUGGUGGUUGGGGGCCGCGAUGAUGGGGGGAGGGUGUAUUCUUGUCGGCAUGAGGGAGGAGUCUUGA